This is a messenger RNA of Xenia sp. Carnegie-2017, 2216 nucleotides long. Its product is annotated as crt homolog 3-like. The transcript is spliced from 7 exons. The record is from RefSeq and is a predicted model, not a curated record. Lineage: Eukaryota; Metazoa; Cnidaria; Anthozoa; Malacalcyonacea; Xeniidae. The coding region runs from base 743 to 2059 and encodes 438 amino acids.
UCAAUCUUGAUAAAGACACUAGACUGUAGGAUGUAAGAACUCCAGUUUCAACAACAGAUCACUUAUGAUGAAGACACAAGACUGGAUUAUAUAAAGACCUAAGUUUCAACAUCAGAUCGUUCUUGAUGAAGACACAACACUGGAGCAUAUAGGGUCUCAAAAUUUGACCUGAAAUUAUUUUCCAUAGACAGUAGUGUAGACAGUGGUGAAGCCUGCUUAUUUAGACCUGCUAUGUUAAUUUUUUAUAUACACUCACUGUGAAAACUGUAAAUUAAUGUGAAAGAUACAUUGCUGGACUAAAAGUUUCUGUCUGCUUUGCUAUUGCUCAUAGAGUAUUAGAGAUGCAAAAUUGGAGUAUAUAAGAACUCAAGUUUCAUCAGUUGACUUCUGAUGAAGACAUAAACUGGAGUAUACAAAGUAUUCCUAUGUCAAUGGCCUUUGCUUAGUGUUGCACCAAAUGCUCUACAUGUUUUUUUCAGUGAAAGAAAAGCUAACAAAAAUUGAUGCAAACCAAACAAAAUGAGAAUAAAGGAAAGAAAAAGGUUUCCAAAUCAUCUGGUCUAGUGAUUUUGCUGGCAAUAUUGGUCAAAUUACGGAGAUUGGUCUCGCUUGUGUUGUGACUUGUGACCCUGACAAAACAGUAAAAGUGCGAUAGUUGCUACGCUGUCAUAUUACUGGUACUAUCAGGAACAGCGCUUUCAGAACAAGAAAUAGAAGUGCCAAAGAUAAAGCAAUAUUUUCAAUGGCUAUACAAAAACGCAACCGGAUAAAAAUUGCAUGUGUUGAGGUUAACAUCAUUGUUGCGAAUGUGUUCUUUGCUUUUUUAUCAAUUGUCGGACAAGUAGGACAAAAUGUCAGCCUUCCAUUGUGGAUUGACUCCACAAUUUCCUCUCACGGUACGCAGCCAAACAAAACACAAAGAAACCAUUCGGCAACUGGCUUCGACCAGAAAUCUGGCAUUCGUCCUUAUUUCACAUAUUCAUCAAAUUCUUCCGGUGGUGAUAGUGGUAGAUAUGAGCCUCGUGUUGAUUCCUUUUUUGUCUACUCGUUCGCUUGCUUAGCUUUCGUAGUUAUAUUUGGAGUAGCGCUGAUUUGUAUUCGCUUGUUUCGGCCACAACUCUUGGGUGACGCUGAGAGAAACUUUCCUCAUUCGCAACUAUUUCUUGUUGGCUUUUUCGACGCUCUCAAUGGCGUGCUUGUCGUGUUUGCUGGUAGCGGAAAACGAACCGCUCCGUAUCUUCAAGCUAUUCUUGGAAAUUUUAUGAUUCCUCUCACGAUGGCUUUGCGUUAUUUCAUUCUUCGCAAGGCUCCUACUAAGCGAAAGUUUUUUUGUGCAAUGGUUGUUCUGGUGUCGUUGUUCGUCUGUCUUAUUCCUAAGAUAUUUACUUCGAUUGAUCCAAGAGAAAACAAGUCCAGUGGAGAAGGAGCUAGUGGAGUUGCUGGCGUUCUUUGGCCACUGUGUUUCAUGUUUGGUUUCCUGCCUGCUGCUAUAAUGAACGUUAUCGAAGAACGUGGACUAAAGAUGGAAGUAACACCUGUGAGAGGUCGUGUAAAUCUUGUCUUCUUUUUGUUCUGGACGUCUGUGUACCAGUUUCUUGUCGCUUUGUGCCUUUUCUGGGUCGAUUUUCUCCCAGAAUUUGGAUAUGCCGACAGCAUUGACCAUUUUUGGGAUAACUGGUCGUUUGGUUUCAAGUGUUUCUUUGGUUAUGCUGGAUGCAGUUCUACAAGUGGCGUGCGAGGAUCUAUGUUUAUUCUUAUGUACACAAUAAGUUAUGUUGGUGGUGGAAACUUAAUGCGUUUUUCAGAAGGUGCCACUCUCCUUGCAAUUGUUAACUCGAUUGUUACGCCAUUGGGAUUUCUUUUUUGGACGCUAUUCAGAGAAAUACCAUUUGGUUUCCAUCCAGCAAUCCGCAUAACCACUUGGUUCAGCAUUGGUGCUCUAGUACCUAUGGUGCCAGCAAUAUUUUUGUACAACUCGGGGCCAGAAGAAAUAGAUAAAACUAUCGUGUCUCCUGUUCAAAUACCGAUACUUGAUGAUGAAGACAUGGUAGUUCAAUAAAAUUUGUAUAAAUUUGAAUAAACACAUUUGAGGAAUAGAAAAGGUGGGAGAAAGAAUUUUUUCCUUUUAGUAUUUACGCAGCCAUUUACUGGGUGUAACUAGAAGAAUUUAUUGUGUGACUUUGAUUGACCUUUUUUUAUUAAACAUAAGCGAAAUA